This is a messenger RNA of Asterias rubens (European starfish), 5017 nucleotides long. Its product is annotated as bone morphogenetic protein receptor type-2-like. Bases 273 to 3473 code for a protein of 1066 amino acids. Gene Ontology annotation, biological process: cellular response to growth factor stimulus; BMP signaling pathway; protein phosphorylation. NCBI's taxonomy places the organism in Eukaryota, Metazoa, Echinodermata, Asteroidea, Forcipulatida, Asteriidae. The record is from RefSeq and is a predicted model, not a curated record. Gene Ontology annotation, molecular function: transforming growth factor beta receptor activity; ATP binding. The transcript is spliced from 9 exons. Gene Ontology annotation, cellular component: signaling receptor complex; plasma membrane.
GCUAGUUUGGGUCAUUGAUAAUGCGUAUGAAGACUACGCAUUGAAAGCAAUACGAGAUGAUCGCAGCGAAGGAACGUUGAUGAAAAUGUUGCUGGCUUUUUGUAGAAGAGUUAGGUAGUUUUCAGCCUUUGUGUUUAUGUGGUUUGUAUAUGGGGGUAUUUCACUGGAAUAGAGUGUGUACAGAUGAUGGAGAAGACGGCAGUUGAUUGGAAAACAUGCAUGUGAUGAGAUCAACUUUGGUUUUGUAGCUCAAGAAAUCAAGGAUUUAAAAGAUGACAAUGUUUAGUGCAUCGCUGUUUUACAUUCUAUUAUUAGGGGCGUCGGUGACCUAUGGGUUGAGCGGUACGCUCUGUGCGUACAAGAAUGAGAGGGUCAACGAUGUAGUCAAGACGGAUGAAGAUGAGGUCAUAGGAGUCUUGCAAUCAGACAAUAAGAGCGUUAGGUGUGAUGGACGGCAAGGCUGGUGCUUCUCCUUUUGGUACAGUCUUCCAGGUCGCGAUGAGAUUAUCGUCCCAAAACAAGGUUGUUGGACAUCAGAUAUGUCUGAAGCGAGACAAUUGGCCAACAGCUGUAAUCAGAACGUCUGCAAUUCAUCUGAGCCUCCUAUCGUAAUCGUGAAGGAAGCGCACAACAUCACCAGCCAGUUCUGUUGCUGCAAAGGCGACUACUGUAAUGUCAACGUCAGUAAUAGUUAUGUGCCUCAACCAUCGACGGAACCUGUAACGUCCAAGCCGUUGGAAGUCUUUACCUUACCACCAAAGAAUGAUGAAAGUUGGACCACCAUCAUCGUGAUCAUGGUGUGUAUUCUCUGCCUGUGUGUCUCCAUCCCAAUCAUUUUCGUGGUUAUCCGGUUCUACCGCACACGCAGCCUCAAGGCCAACAAAGACCAUCUAAACAUGAUAGAAGCUGCGCCACCAGAGCCUAGCGUGGACUUAGACCAGCUUAAAGUCUUGAACUUAGUCGGGCAGGGGCGUUACUGUAACUGUUAUCGAGGGCUGCUGGAGAAUAGGGAAGUCGCUGUAAAGAUCUUCGCCGGAGCGUCUCGUCAGUGCUACAUGAACGAAGUCGAGAUGUACAGUCUAGCGUACGUGGAGCACCCCAACGUCCUCAAGUGCAUCGGCAGCUGUGAGCGUAUGGGAGAGGACAAUUGGCCCGAGUAUUUACUGGUGGUGGAGUUCAUGCAGUACGGGGCGUUGUCCAGCUACCUGAAGGAGAAUACUUAUGAUUGGCAUGGGAUGUGUCGUCUAGCUCAGACGGCUGCUGCUGGAUUAGCGCACCUUCAUCAGGCUGUCGACAAAGGAGGUUCGCAUCGGCCAGCAAUUGUUCAUCGCGAUAUCAACAGCCGUAACAUCCUAGUGAAGUCAGACCUGACGUGCGUGAUCGGAGACUUUGGAUUCGCGAUGAAAGUCUUUGGUUCGUCUGUCGUCAGGGAAGGAGAUGAGGAUAAUAGCACCAUUACUGAUGUUGGUACAGUACGCUACAUGUCUCCUGAGGUCUUAGAUGGAGCUGUGAACCUUAGAGAUUGUGAGUCUGCUCUGAAGCAAGUUGAUAUCUACGCCUUAGGACUGGUACUGUGGGAGAUGGGAACCAGAUGCAGUGACCUCUAUCCAGGCGGUGAAAUGCCACCAUACAAGCUGCCGUUCUCUGACGAGCUGUGCCAACAUCCAACCUUUGAAGACAUGCAGGUCCAUGUAUCCCGAGGGAGGAAGAGACCUGCUUUCCCUGACGCCUGGAAAGAAAACAACCAGGCGCUUCGUUCUUUGAAAGAAACUAUUGAGGAUUGUUGGGAUCACGACUCCGAAGCACGCCUCACCGCUCUGUGUGUGGAAGAGCGCAUCAUUGAGCUGAUGAUUCUGUGGGACAAACAUCGUACGGUCAGCCCGACCAUCAACCCCACCUCAGAGGGGAUGACAGUCGCUACGUGUACUCAGUCUCGUAGUCUGCCGGAGCGCCCUCUAGGAGUCACCACAGUAGAUUCAUCGCAUCAUGCACCUCACCAGGGUGAAGUCUCUUCAUCGGAUGACUUUGGGACGCGGUACAUGCCGUCGAGUGCAAUGUUAGAGAAGAAUGAGCGUCAGAGACUCUUGUCCCCGGAUACCAUCAGUACGAGUCUCUCAGCCCAGUCUGAUCUGAAUCUGAUCGAUCUUUCAGCCAUUGCUCCAAUCGUCGACCCCAAGAACCUCCACUACUCAGAUGAAAACAUCGAGAGGUUCACCUCAGAUCUCAAGUAUGGUCGACCUUACAGCACACCUACAGAAAGCUCAAGUGAGGGUUAUGGUUACAGUGAACCUACUACGUCUCCGAGUCAGCCGCUCGUCAUGCAUGAGAUGAGACCAAGCCUAGGUGGUGAUCAGAUGACUGAUAAUCUAGGUGUGUGGAGUAAGAGGCAUAACCUUCACAGACCUACCAGCCUACCGGUCUGGGGUCAGCUCACAGUGAAUGAAGCAAGAGCACGCUCGCAUCCCAAUCAUUCCCUUGCCGACGUCGCAGCCGAGCAACGAUCCAGCAAACCGGCCAAGCCCGACGUCAACAAACAGAGACAGCAGGCCAGAGAUGCAGAGCAGGUGAACAUCACAAGCCCCAAUCAGAACUACCCUGCAAAGGGAAUGGAAUCGUCCAUAUCUGAGCACUCUUUCUCCAGUAAGGGAUCCUGCAGCAGCCUGCAGUCCACUUUGUCAGAGGGGUCAACUAAUAGUUCCGACUCCAACCACAGUCGACGACCGAACACACUCCCUUUACCGAGUAACGGGCACGGAUCGAAAAAGAAACUUGUAGCCGUGUACAUCCCUGAUUCUGGCCCCACUACCAAGGUACAAACAGGGAUUGCCAAAAUGGACAGUGUAAACCCCCAGUGCCACCCGGUUAAAGUCGCCACAAAUGGGACACACUACAAGGCCAAAGCUGAAGAACCUUUAGUUUUACUAAGGGAAAAGGCACAACCGUCUGAGAAAGCAGUUCCUAACACUCGACCGUUAUCAUGGUCAGUGGGAGAUAGAUCCAGUGAGGAAUCCGACACAAGCAGUCCGCUUAACGGAAACUCCAAAUCAAGAGACUGUGGAAUCAAUAUAGACCUAAAGAAGACCAAGAGAAAGGUCACACCAUACAGAAUCGGUGGCAGUAAGAAACUCUCAGUUUACCAAAAUAAGAGUGACGGGAGCUCCGUAUCGGAUGAAAGCUCCCCCGAAUCCAGUAUCGACGGCGCAACCUCAUCGGACAACUCAUCGGAGCACAGUGCAAACAACAAUUCAGGCGACCAGUGUAACAACAGACCUCACCUGACUCAGAACGGUCAUGCUAUACACCCUAACGGUCACAUCACAAAUGGAGCCACUCCUCUCCCUCCAACAGGUAAGAUUGUGAAUGGGCAUAGGAGAGGGGUGACUGAUAACACCUUCCAGUUGGAUGAUGAGAGCGUGGUUUGGGGCGGGGCUGAUGCUGCAUCAUGUACCAAUUACCAGGUGUCUUGUGUCUGAUCAAGAGUGACCGAGAGAGAAGUAUUACAUUAAGACGGGGUUCAAUGUUGUCUUGAUGAGGUAGAGCCAGCACUGAGUACAUUAUCCUGACAGUACACACCUUGGUUAAACACUAAAGCCCGGGUCAUACUUCCUGCGAAUGCCAAUGCAAAGCGAAUGUUGACGUCACAAAUUCGCAAGGAGGGUCGUGACGUCAAAUUCAUGUCAAAUUCGCUUUGCAUUUCGCAGGAAGUAUGAACCGGGCUUAACUCCCUUAAAUGAUUCACUAGGAUCCUUUCUCACUCUAACAAAAUCCAACACAGGAUUUUAAAAUUUGCAUAGUGGAAGUAUAUAACUGAGAGAGGUUUGUGGUAACACCAUGUGAAUACUCUUUUGAGUAGUUUCUCCUGAAGACGAUCAGAGAAUACUGAUCGAAACGUUGAGUCGUUAACCACCGGUUCUUUUCAGAACCACCACUACUCAAAAGAGAUAUCCACAUGGUGUUAGUGCAAACCUAUCUUAAAAUCCUACACCAUAUUAUGGUUGGGGUCGCUCAACACGUAACCUGUUGGGCUCGGAUUGUAGUAAUAAGCAUAACCCAGUGUAAUCAGUUUACCAGUGCAAUCCUCAAUCCAACGUUACAUCAUAGCUGGCAUACUUUAUUAAUCAUUCAUAAAUACCCCAGACAGUUUCUCUACUCCUAUUGGCUGGCAUACUUUAUACAUCAUUCAAAACCACAGGAAUGAAACUAAGUGGUCAGACAAUGAGAAAGUUGACUAUUACAAAGUAGAUGCACUCAUCACAAGAAAUAGUGUUUUUAGUUUGUAGUUUCAAAGCUCAAAUCAGAGAAUCCACAUGUAUCAAAAGUGACAGAGAGUUUUGAAAAUGUCACAGAUCAAGUUCCUAAAAAAUACCAACUGUUAUCUCCACGACGAUAAAAUGUUACAAACGAUCAUGUUAAACUAAUGGGAUUCCUAUUUGUAUUUCAUGGUCAUAAUGAUUAGUGCCGAAUAAAUUAAAAACUAUUGCGUCACUUUUAAUUGGGUUUUAUCAUUCAAUUUUGAUAAGAACCGAGCCAUCUGAAAGUGAAAUAUACUUUGAGAUGGAAAAUAUUGUAUAAAGUGGAUGCGUUAUUAUUGGUUUUGUUAUGGUAACCAAUUUUUGUUUACAUUAGUGUAAUUAAUUUUUAAGAUAACUGUUGAAGAGUGAUGUCAGUUUGGAAUUGCUUUUUGGUUUUUGAUCAACCGAUUUGCUCAAAAGCUGUAAAGUGUUUAAACUGUAAAAUGCAAAUGUAAACAAUAAUAACAUUCAACUGUAUAAAGAGUUAAAUGUAAAAAUAUGUACACAAAAAUACGAUGAAGUUUUAUCUACCAAUAGACUUUAUAUGCACAUGACGUCAUUCAGAGAACGACCUCAGCUGGAGGUAAAAAAGAAUGUCACUAAUCACUGAUCAGGCCGCACGUAAAUAGCUGCUUGUUUUUUCAAAGUUUGUCAUUGUUCAAAAAGGGACAUGUGGCCUUGGAUCGGGCGAGUUGGUCCAUGAAAAGCGUAUGAAAAACCUUUGU